AUGUUCGCGCACAGCGCACACAUUCCGCAGCCACCGCAUACAUCCGGCAAGCCAUACCAAGGUCUUCGUGCGCGUAUCGACCCGGAGCAGAUUCCUUCCCCGGUAGACGUUGCGGAAUACGAUGCGGAGCUAUGGGCAGGCAAACCUCACAUGACCCUUCCUGGCGACCAUGUACCACUGGCAACAACGGACUGUGUUUCCAUCGAUCAAGGCAAUUCUUCACCACGUUUCGUUCGCGCAACGACAUGGCACAUCCCCUACUCUGCCACACUAGCCGACUCUUGUAAGGUACCUAUAGCCGCGAUUAUUCAACCGUUUGCAGGGAUUCAGCCUGGUGAGGAAGAAAUCCCUGAAGUCGACUGUGGGGAGAGUGGGCCAGCACGUUGUGCGGAAUGUCGAGGAUAUAUUAAUCCAUGGUGCACCUGGGUAUCCGGGGGUUCGAAAUGGAGGUGUAACCUCUGUGGCCAUUAUACGGAUGUCUCGCCUGAAUAUUUCUGUGGUUUGGACGCAAACCAAAUGCGACUUGAUCAUCUACAACGUCCAGAGCUGAACAAGGGCACGGUUGACUUCGUUGUUGGUGCAGAAUACUUUGCCGCACAUCCUCCACCGCGUAUUAUGCCAUCUUAUACUACUCCUGAAGUUCCGCCACGAUCGGACUCUACUCGAAUUCCUGAGCCGAUGCGCAUGCUUUUUACAAUUGACGUGUCGCAGGAAGCGGUUCGGAACGGAAUGGUGCAUGCAGCAUGUCAAGCAAUCAGAGGCGUCUUGUAUGGUGGUGAGAUGGACGACGGAACAAGGAUGGAGCCUUGUGUUCCGGACAAAUGUUUAGUUGGGAUUCUAACAUUUGAUACUUCAUUACACUUUUAUGAUCUCUCGAAUUACAGGGAUACUGCAGCUAUGCUUGUUGUGCCAGAUGUCGAAGAUCAAAUGUUUUCGCCUUUGCAAGAUAGCGCGGUGUUUGUUGAUCCACAGAAUUCGAGGAAUGUGUUGGAAAGGCUCCUUGUCUCGAUUCCUGAGCGCUUUGAUGCGGCACCAGGUCAUCUCUGUGCUCUCGGGGCGGCAAUGCGCGGGUGCCUUGCUGCACUGGCCCGACGUGGUGGCCAGGUUAUCCUUUUUCAAUCAUCAAUGUGUUCCAUCGGACCCGGCGUCUCCGAAGCUCGUCUAGACGAGAGCAAGAUGUACGAUACGGACAAAGAGAAGCAACUGUUCAUCCCGCGAGAUACGAUGUGGCUAGACCUCGCUGAGGAACUCGCAGAAGCGGGCAUUGGCGUGUCUAUACUCGCGGGUACUGGUACAAUAGCAUACGUGGACUUCGCUUCAAUAGGUGUAAUCGCUAAACUGACGGGAGGCGACGUCCGCUUAUUUCCUCGUUUCGACCCUCGACGCGACGGUCGAAGUCUCCGGUCGCUCGUCGCACGUAUAGUGUCCCGCGAGGCUGGAUAUUCAUGCCAGGCGCGUGUGCGCGUCUCUCGCGGACUGAAAACGCGCGCAUUUUAUGGUGCCCUCACGGAAUCAUCUGUCUCGCCUGGCGCGCUAACAUUGGGUGUAAUGCAUGCCGACACUGCUUUUGCUGUCGAGCUUUCACAUACAGGUGGUCGCAGUUCUACUCUUGAUACAAGAGAAUAUGCACACUUGCAAUGCGCACUGUUAUACACCGCCAGAGACGGAGUACGACGUUUGCGUGUUCUGAACGUUGCAUUUCAAGUCGCCUCACUUGCUGGUAACGUGUUCCGCUUUGCGGACUCGGAUGCAACUGUUGCUUUCCUUGCAAAAGAAGCUAUGGGAUCGUUAGCGAGUCAAUCUCUAUCAUCGAUUCGUGACACACUCACUGAGAAGUGUUCGAGUAUACUCCUGGAUUAUCGACGGAACUGCGCUGCUGCAACGUCUCCUUCACAACUCAUACUUCCUGAAGCAUUUAAACUGCUGCCACUGUAUAUCCUAGCAUUACACAAGAAUCGUAGUUUACGAGCUCACAAUGUUCCUGCGGAUUUACGGAAUUACUUUUCUCAGCGCCUUCUGUCGAUGUCUGUUCGAUCGAUACUCUAUCAUCUCUAUCCACGUUUCCUGGCAUUGCAUGACCUAAUUGAUACGAUUGCGUUGCCCGUGGACUACAAGGAUGGAGACCCUGCACUUACUUUUGAAACGGACGGAACGCAACUGAGGGGUUUGCAGCUACCAUCACUAAUGCGCAAUACAUUUACUGGUAUGCUCUCGGAUGGCUUAUACCUUAUAGAUAACGAGGAAGUCAUGGUGUUGUGGAUUGGGUCAGGCGUUUCAUCGCAGAUACUCAUUGAUUUGUUCGGAGUCGAAUCUCCUCAUGAUGUAGAUCCGACGAUUAACCGACUACCUGAGCGUCCCUCUCGUCUGUCGACUCAAAUUCGUAAUAUCAUUGCUCAUAGGACAAUGGAGCGUUCCGGUGUCUCGUCGCGCUUGAUGAUUGCCCGGCAGAAUUUGGAUGCUGCAGAGCUUGAACUAAGUGAUAUGCUUGUAGAGGAUAGUAAUUGUGGAGCGAUGAGUUAUAUUGAUUACCUAUGUUUCGUGCACAAGCAGAUCAAUCAUGCGCUAACGAAUAACACCUCUAUUGAAUCUCCAAGCAGCUUUGGUCUUCGUGGGACGCCGUGGUAGGAGCAGAAUAAAAGUAAAUUUUAAAGUAAUAUGUGUUUGCGAUCUAUUGGUACAUAGGAGGUAUGCAGACAGGAUUGUCCUCUUCACAAUAGGACUGUAUAAUACAAUGUGGCUAAAAGCGG
This is a messenger RNA of Fomitiporia mediterranea MF3/22, 2747 nucleotides long. RefSeq lists its product as uncharacterized. Lineage: Eukaryota; Fungi; Basidiomycota; Agaricomycetes; Hymenochaetales; Hymenochaetaceae. Gene Ontology annotation, cellular component: COPII vesicle coat; endoplasmic reticulum exit site. Bases 1 to 2625 code for a protein of 874 amino acids. The transcript has 14 exons. The record is from RefSeq and is a predicted model, not a curated record. Gene Ontology annotation, molecular function: SNARE binding; zinc ion binding. Gene Ontology annotation, biological process: COPII-coated vesicle cargo loading; endoplasmic reticulum to Golgi vesicle-mediated transport; intracellular protein transport.